UCUCAUCGUCUGUCUCCGGACAAGUGUUUAUUGACAUUUCGGAUUAACUUUUAGCGGUGCUUCGUCCAAACGUUUAUGGUGAAAACUGUGCGAGUAAUUGCACUGGUGUGUGGUACAUCUGAUCAAUAAACAUUUGUGAUUUGAUGGAGUAUGUAGUGCAACGCUGCGGAAAGCAAAAUCUGCCUUUUGUGAAGUGCAGAUAAUUAUAUAAUUGAUCAAUUCGCAAGAGUUGUUCGGUGCAUCGGAGAUGAACUACUUUAGAAAAAAUCUGUCCCGCUUUCGGUUAAUCACCUUCGACGUUACCGAUACCCUGCUGGAGUAUGCGACGCCACCUGAAGGCUACUAUGCACAGGUGAUCAACAGCGUACUGAAGCCGAACAUCGGGCUCUUAAUUGACGAGCAAGCCAUAGCGCACUCGUUUGGUAGCUGCUUCCGAGUGUUGAAAACACAACAUCCAAAUUUUGGGUGCAGCACAUCAACGCGACGUAUCGAUGAACGUGUCGAGAAUUGGCAGUGGUGGUGGCGAACGUUGGUCGAACGUGUAAUACUGGAUGCGGCCAAACGAAAGCCCGACGAGAUACCAUCCGCUUUGCUGUUGAAGAUCGCCGACCAGCUCAUAGAGGACUAUACGUGCGAUUCCGCUGGUGUUUGCUGGAAAAAGCGGCUCGGAGUUGAUGAUUUUCUGCAGCAGCUGCAGGCCAGCGGGCGAAGCAACGAAACACCUGUCCCAUACUCCCCACCGCUCCUCGGUAUCGUGUCCAAUUUCGAUCCUCGAUUGGAAACGAUCUUGCGCAGACAUCGGCUGCUCAAACCUAGCGGUGCAUGUGACGGGGAAGGCAUCGAUUUUGUGGUUUCCAGCUAUGAAAUCGGAACAGAAAAGCCGGAUCCCCGCAUUUUCCAUACAGCUCUCCGAAGGGCUAGUGCUCUUGCUGACGGCGUUAUUCAACCGCACGAAGCACUGCACAUAGGCAAUCUGUGCAGGGAAGAUUACCAUGGAGCACGGGGUGCCGGCUGGCACGCUCUGUUGGUUAAUGUGCCUAGCAAGUCGAGGGACAGCGAACAGUGUCGCAACGUACUGGGCCAUCACAUAUUUAAAGGGAUUCCAGAACUGCAAUCGUGCCUAUCGGUAGAUCCCAGCUUUCCUUGGUAAGCCCCAGGGAUCUGGCCCUAUCGGUAAAUCUGAGCGAAUCUCUUUCCGGAAAACAAUAUAUAUAUAUAUAUACAAAAGUCGUUAAUUAUGUGUAAACGUGGGGUAUACGUAGUGCUGCGGAAAAUCGGCCUUUAUACGCCCAAUAAUAUUGAUGCAAUAUAUUGAAAUUAAUUAAAUGUU
Messenger RNA from Anopheles darlingi, 1330 nucleotides. RefSeq names its product rhythmically expressed gene 2 protein-like. The transcript has 2 exons. The coding region runs from base 248 to 1150 and encodes 300 amino acids. The record is from RefSeq and is a predicted model, not a curated record. Lineage: Eukaryota; Metazoa; Arthropoda; Insecta; Diptera; Culicidae.